AUGAAUAUAUCACGAGUAUCGAUAAUGACAUUUAAUAUGUGUAAAACAGAAGGUUUUCCUAUUAACUGGCCACAACGGCGUUUACCUAUUAUUGAAUGUAUGACAGCAUUUACUCCUGAUAUUCUCUGUAUACAAGAAUUACAUCCAUUAUUACAUGAUGCUCUUGUUGAAGCAUUACCUAAACAUAUAUUUGUACAAGACGAUUUUGAGGGUUGGCAACAAGAAGGUAAUAUUUAUUGGAAUUCUGACAUGUUUAAUAUGUUAGAUUAUGGAAUCGUUGAUAUUGGUAUAAUGGAACCAUUGCGACGUUUAUUUUGGGUACGAUUAGCGAUUAAAUUGUCCUCAAAUGAAACGAAAGAGCAAAGUCAAUUGAAUACAAAAGAAAUACUCGUAACAACAGCACAUUAUACCUGGGAAGGCCAUGAAGAAGAACGCAAAACAGAUAUCAAUCUACGUAAACAACAAACACGCCGUACUGUAGCUGCAUUAGAAGAUUUAACAGCUAAAAUUAAUAAUCCUCAAUUAGCUGUUUUAUUUAUGGGUGAUUUAAAUGAAAAUUAUCAUCCAAGACGAAUCUUACGUGAAGCUGGAUAUGUUGAUUGUUUUGCUGAAUUACGAUUACCGACACCAAUUACUCAUCCUCAACGUCCUGCUGAACCUAAAGAAGAUAUUCAAGUGGGUACAACAUUAGAUUGGAUAAUGCAAAAUAAAUAUGCUCGUCCUAUCUUAGCAAAUGCACUACUUAAUAUAUUUACUACUGGAGGAUAUUCUGUAUCAGAUCAUUGUCCAGUCAUGUGUAUCUACGAAAUUGGUGCAGGUCCAUACAUUUCAAAUGCAAAGCAAGAUUUUUGUGGAAAAAAUCUUAUCAAAUGGAAUUAA
Molecule: messenger RNA, 879 nt
Organism: Adineta steineri
Lineage: Eukaryota; Metazoa; Rotifera; Eurotatoria; Adinetida; Adinetidae
Source: the annotation of a GenBank genome assembly